This is a messenger RNA of Chrysoperla carnea, 1074 nucleotides long. It is a transcript of the gene Pu, whose product is annotated as GTP cyclohydrolase 1. Gene Ontology annotation, cellular component: cytoplasm. The record is from RefSeq and is a predicted model, not a curated record. Gene Ontology annotation, biological process: tetrahydrobiopterin biosynthetic process; tetrahydrofolate biosynthetic process. The transcript is spliced from 6 exons. Gene Ontology annotation, molecular function: GTP cyclohydrolase I activity; GTP binding; zinc ion binding. NCBI's taxonomy places the organism in Eukaryota, Metazoa, Arthropoda, Insecta, Neuroptera, Chrysopidae. Bases 185 to 1000 code for a protein of 271 amino acids.
UUACAUUUAGCAUCAGUAUUGUGAACGCGUGUUGUGUUAUUGGAAUAUACAUUUUAGUAUAAAAAUUACCUAUUACUUCCUCUCUUCAAAAUAAAUAUUUUUAAUUUUUUUGCAUAAACAAAAAAUUAACAAUCGAAAUAAUUUAAUUUUUAUAACAACAAUUAAAUCAAAAAAUUAACAAAACAUGAACGGUGACACAACAACAACAACUGUAUCCACAAAUGGAACCACAAAUGGCAUAUGUGAAAGACGUAAUGUGGCUAAAAAAUUACCACCAUUAUCGUCAAAUCGUAAAGUAAGUUGGUCAGAAAAUAUUGAUGAUGAUCAAAUUGAAGUAUUGGGAACACCUAGAACACCAAGAACUACGACAACACCAGGUCAUGAAAAUUGUACAUUUCACCACGAUUUAGAACUGGAUCAUCGGCCACCAACCAGAGAAGCACUAUUACCUGAAAUGUCACGAUCAUACAAAUUAUUAUUAAGUUCACUUGGUGAAGAUCCCGAACGUCAAGGUUUAUUAAAAACCCCUGAACGAGCAGCCAAAGCAAUGUUAUUCUUCACAAAAGGAUACGACCAAAGUUUAGAAGAGGUAUUAAACGAUGCUGUAUUCGAUGAAGAUCACGACGAAAUGGUUGUAGUUAAAGAUAUUGAAAUGUUUUCGAUGUGUGAACAUCAUUUAGUACCGUUCUAUGGUAAAGUUUCAAUUGGUUAUUUACCAUGUAAGAAAAUUUUGGGAUUAAGCAAAUUAGCAAGAAUUGUCGAAAUAUAUUCACGGCGUCUCCAAGUACAAGAACGUUUAACAAAACAAAUCGCGCUUGCAGUUACCAAAGCAGUAGCACCUGCAGGAGUAGCUGUUGUAGUUGAAGGAGUGCAUAUGUGUAUGGUGAUGCGAGGCGUUCAAAAAAUUAACAGUAAAACAGUAACCUCAACAAUGUUGGGUGUAUUCCGUGACGAUCCUAAAACACGAGAAGAAUUCUUAAAUCUCGUUCAAUCUAAGUAAACUAUGAACAAUCAUAAAAUACAACAAUAAAAAAAGGCUAUAAAAUCAAAUGAAAUAAUCCUAUAAAUUAAUCA